UGCAGCCCCAACACUCACUGGAGCGUCUAGUCUCUCAGAGUGCUGCUUCCUGAGCUCCCCUUUAGAUCUUUUUUUUUUCUUGUUUUUUUCCCCCUUAGAUCUCUUUUAACCCUGCCCACUGCUUCUCAAUUCUUGGCACCCUUUCUCCUCCCCAUUGCAACAAGGGUGACCCCAUUUCCCUCCCCUGGCAUCCCUCCCCCAGAUCUCAGAACUGCCCCUGCCCCUCUCCUCCCCCUACUCCUGGCUCCAGUAUCCCCAAGGGCUCCAAACUGCUCCUCUUCUCUUCCCCCCCCCCCCGCCCCAGGACUUCAGUUCCCACUUCCCAAAGGAAGCCAUGCAUGAAGUUGUUCCUGCUCAGAGCGCUGUGGGUGUCUGCAUCUCUGAUGCCCUCAUUGCCAAGAGGAACUUGGCCUUCAAAAAAGACAAGGAUACUUCAAAGGUGACGCCUCAGGCUCUUGCUGCACUGCAGACUGUUCGCCUAGAUCGAGAGGGCAUUGGUUAUAUUGGAAACCUAGAGGGCCUUCGAGCCCUUCACAGUCUCUACCUUCAAGAGAAUGAGAUCCAUCGAAUUGAGAACUUAGACUGUCUCCCUUGCUUACGCUUCCUAACCCUGGCAGGAAACAAGAUCCAACAGAUAGAAAACCUUGGUGGUCUCCAGCAGCUGCAGCUCCUGGACUUAUCUCACAAUCAAAUUGCAACAUUGCAACUAGCUGAGCUUCCCCAGAACCUCCUGGUUCUUAAUCUUUCUGGGAAUGAUUGUACCAAGCAGGAUGGCUACCGGGAAAUGGUGACAGAGUCCUUACCUAGGCUUCUGGAUCUAGAUGGUGAGAAGGUGCCUGGAUGGGAGGACCCGGAGGAGAAGAAAGUGACAGAUACCCAGGACGAGUUCCCUGAGUUGAACGGCCCCUUCUGUGCAGAACGAGGCUUCCUCGAGGAACUGGAACAGGAGUUGGCCAGUCAUAGGGAGAGAAGGCUAAGGGAGGCCCUGAUGGAGCAUGAGAUCAGGAUGGCAUUCAAGCCUGUGACCACUGACCUCUCACUGCUGCCAGGGGCCCCUCCACCUAAGAGCCACAGCCCUUCUCCAGUGUCUGGGAAAAACACAGCAGGGGCCAGCCCCACUGCCACUUCCCCUGGGCAACCUUCCACUGCCAGGAAACCCCAUGGCCUAGACAGCCAGCGGCAAAGCAACACAGUCCAGGUGGAGAAAAGGGGAAGACUGACCACAGGCCCCCAAGCCAAGGCUCAACGUGCUACUAGAACGACAACCAUCAGAGUCAAGAAAUAAAAGGCCACAGACCCUUUACACCCCACCUUUUCUCUCCCAGCAAAGCCACGGGAGGAAUAAAAGGGUGGGAAAUAAGGAUGGCCAAAUCUUUAAAUUCCCAUUCCCUGACAGAAGCUCAUUCCUAAUAAACCAUCUCUG
This is a messenger RNA of Vombatus ursinus (common wombat), 1423 nucleotides long. RefSeq names its product leucine rich repeat containing 46 (gene LRRC46). Gene Ontology annotation, molecular function: protein binding. Lineage: Eukaryota; Metazoa; Chordata; Mammalia; Diprotodontia; Vombatidae. The coding region runs from base 335 to 1285 and encodes 316 amino acids. The record is from RefSeq and is a predicted model, not a curated record. The transcript has 8 exons.